Rhipicephalus sanguineus (brown dog tick) is the source of this 5236-nucleotide messenger RNA. Its product is annotated as sodium-independent sulfate anion transporter. The record is from RefSeq and is a predicted model, not a curated record. Gene Ontology annotation, molecular function: sulfate transmembrane transporter activity. NCBI's taxonomy places the organism in Eukaryota, Metazoa, Arthropoda, Arachnida, Ixodida, Ixodidae. Gene Ontology annotation, biological process: transmembrane transport. Gene Ontology annotation, cellular component: membrane. The transcript has 21 exons. The coding region runs from base 175 to 2154 and encodes 659 amino acids.
CACGCGAGAAUGCGACCCGAUGAUUCCUCCGUUCUUGCGGCGACCCCGAGGCAGUGUGGACAAAGAGACCGCACGCGUUGACACGAAUUGCAGCAAACAAUUGGGUUUCGCCGUCGGUGGCACAAGGCGCGCACCUGCAGCCACUAUGGGCAUGGACUGUAAACGGCGAAAAAAAUGCGGCGUCAGUUCAACAACUACAACGGUGACUGCCUGAACGAUGACUCUGGAGAACCUGAUGACACGCCGGAGCCACCUCCAAGCGGCUUCAAACGACUGUGUCAUGGAGCUCGUAACCAGUGUUGUUCGGUGCAGCGCUGGAAGAACCGGAUUCCCAUCACCAAGUGGCUGCCACACUACUCCCUGCUGGACCUGCACGGCGACUUUGUGGCUGGCAUGACGGUUGCCCUGACGGUCAUCCCACAGGGACUGGCCUUGGCUGUUCUUGCCGGGCUGCCUCCACAGUACGGCCUAUACACAGCAUUCAUGGGCAGCUUCAUGUACACCAUAUUUGGGAGCUGCAAGGACCUUACCAUUGGUCCAACAGCCAUCAUGUCCAUCAUGACCGGGGAGUAUACGCACGUUGGUGGACCAACAUUUGCUGUCAUCCUCACAUUCCUCUCGGGCAUCAUCCAGAUUGUCAUGGGCUUGCUCAACCUAGGUUUCAUAGUGGAAUUCAUAUCUGGUCCUGUAAUCAGUGGAUUCACGUCAGCAGCUGCCAUCACCAUUGCAAGUACGCAGCUCAAGUCUCUAUUCGGAAUGAAAUUUGAGGCUGAAGAGUUCCUUGACACAAUGUAUCAGUUCUUCACGCAUCUUCACACCAUGAGGCUGGCGGAUUCCUUGCUGGGUGUCUCGUGUGUUAUUCUGCUGCUCCUCAUCAGGCAUUUCAAGGACAUGAAGUUCAGCCCAGAUUCCAGGCUCCCACCUCGGGUCCAAAAGAUUCUCGAGGGCAUCUGGUGGACUUUUGCGACAGCACGCAAUGCCAUUGCUGUCCUGGUUUGUGCCGUAGCAGCAGCCAUUCUGCUGAACAACAACAUGCAGCCGUUUGCUCUGACGGACGAAGUCAAAGGCGGCAUGCCUCCUUUCCAGCUGCCAAACUUCACUGCUGACAUCUUUGACACAAGCAACAACAAGACAGUCCACAUGAACUUCGUCGACAUCAUGAGGACACUUGGUGCAGGAAUUCCCAUCAUAGCACUCCUGUCAAUUCUUGAAUCUGUGGCCAUUGCAAAGGCAUUCGCUAAGGGCAAGAGUCUCGACUCAACCCAGGAGAUGCUUGCCAUUGGUAUUUGUAAUCUGAUGGGGUCCUUUGUGAGUGCAUACCCCGGAACAGGCAGCUUUUCCAGAACGGCCAUUAACAACAACAGUGGUGUUCGUACCCCUAUGGGCGGAGUCUUCACAGGUGCCAUUGUGAUCAUGGCACUCGUGUUCAUGGCACCCUACUUCAAGUACAUUCCCAAGGCCUCCCUGUCAGCCAUCAUCAUCACAGCGGUCAUCUUCAUGGUCCACUACCAGGAUGUGCCUGCCAUGUGGCGAACAAACCGUGUCGACCUGCUUCCCUUUGCAGCCACAUUCAUUGUGUCAUUUGUCCUCGGCUUGGAGUAUGGCAUCAUUGUUGGCGUUGUCAUCUCUCUCGUUCUGCUGAUGUACGAGCAUGCCAGGCCACGGGUGAAGAUCACCACGAAGCAGACGAUGUCGGGCAUUCCGUACGUCCUUGUGUCCCCCGACCGGACUGUGCUGUACCCUUCCUCGAUGUACACCACUGACAAGAUCACCAAGGCUCUUCCCGACACCAGGGACGCUUCCCCACGAUUUGUUGUCUACGAUGGCGUCCACAUCAACGUCGUCGACUACACUACCUGCAUCGCUUUCAAGAGUCUCAGUGACAACUUUGCCAAGCAGCAGGCCACAUUGAUCUACAUUAACCUCAAGCCAUCUGUGGCCGACGCCCUGCAAGGUGCAGAGCCUGUAAACUUUUACAGUUGCAAAUCUGAUAAGGAGCUUGAUUCUCUUAUCUCCGCCGCUUGUGCUCACACCAAUCUGGCUGUCUUGUUGACGUGCAAGCUUGGAGAUGAGGAUACCUAUAGUUCUGAUGCUGACAGCGGUAAUAAUGAACAGCCCGUUUCUGUGAUGGCUCACCUUGCCGUGAAGGUGUGAUGCUCGGGGCUGGUCACACCUACGUGAAAAGAUUGGAACACGACAAGAUUACUGCAUGUCACAGUGGAAGGGUGCAUCCUCAACGCUGAGCAAUGGCUCCACGUCUGCACCUGCGGCCGCGUGGGGUGACACACCUGAUAACUCGACACCCACCGAUGCCGAGUCCUGAGAGUGGUUGCCGUCUGACACUCAGAAUAUCUGUCCCCGUUAUGGUGAAGGUUUCCAUGCUGGGAUAAUGAGCUGACAUGUCUGCUGCUUUUGGGAGGGAAAGCAACUCAUCUUGUGUUGACCAAUUGUUCGCAUGUGUGGUCUGGUCUUCUUACAGUAUGACUAUACUUUAGGGGACCUGGACGCAAUAUUUCGUUUAUUGGAGGUUGUUCGACAGUUUCUAUGCUCUUAAUCCCUAGAAGCAGAGCUCGUUAACCUUACCUGGGCAUUGACCUUAAUAAAUUAAUAUUUGCGUAAAGGCUGUUGUGCAGCUAAACGAUAUUUCUCAUGCGCGAGUGAACACAAUGGUACAGACAGUUGUACAAAUAGUUGAGGAUAAGCAAAGAAUAAGAAUGAUUUUAUUGGCAAGAAAGAUGUGAAAGUUGAGGGCAGGUUCCCCAGAAUAGACUUAAGAAUCCCUUGAUUGCCUUGUCACAACCAAGUGAUACUUGAAGGAGGUAUACACCCAUUUUUCUUGUUAUGCUGACAACUGGCGGAUACAUGGUUAAGCUGAUUGUGGACCUAUUCCUUUGUAUCUCUUUUCACACCAGUUGUGCCUUUCUUCUGGCCGCCAUGUUACUUGAUAAAAGUUGAACAGCCAGACAGGUUGUUAAGACAAAGCUUUGAGGAAACUUGAGUGCUGAAACUAAAGAUACAACAAAAUAUGGUUCUGUAUUGUUCUUUUUUUAUGUGUCUGCCUUUCCUUCAUUCUUUUUUUUUUUGGUGCCCUAUUCAAACAUGCGCAAGCAUUAUCUUCAUCUGUGCCAGAGCCUAAGGGACAACCUAGUCAGCAGAUGCUGUUGAUUGCUUGCCCGUGCAGUACACAUUUUUUAAGGCUUCGUGCCGUGAUUCCAUUGUGCUACAUUGUAAAUAUGUAUAUAUAUUUCUUCCAUUUGUUUCACUGGCACUAUCUCACCAAAUCUGUGCAGUGUAUUUGAAGCCUCAGGGCCUGUUCAUCAAGCAGGGAUCUGAACCAGAAGAGUCACGUUGGUGCAGCAUAAUUUUAUGAUACUGCAUGGAACAUGACUAACAAACAAGCAAACGGCACAGAUGCUGUUGUGAGUUUAAGAUGUACACGCAUGCACAUGGGCCUUCAUGUGUGUAGUUCAUCCCCAGUCAGUUUUAUUGCCAUAUUGGGAGGUGAAACACACAGAAUCACAGAUAAGUUAGUUGAGUACAACGUGUAAAUCAUCUUUUUUACUCUGAGACUAGGUGGUGCUUCUGUUUUCCUGAUUGGGCCACUAACUUCUACUGCAUUGCAUGGAAUUGGUGGGAGAGUUUGCAACAUCAUGAUGACGGAACACAGUGGGUACAUUUGUGAAGGUGGCUAAAGCCAUAGUGACGGCUUGGGCUGAUUCAUACAUUAUUAUGAGGGGAACAGCGUGCAAAGACAAAAUACAAAGGAGGGGGACAAACAGCAGCACUGACUGAUGAAUUAGUUCAUUAUUAAGAAAGGAGCAUGAAUGUAUACACAGGAAACAGCUGUAUAUCACUACGUACGACCAAAAGAGCAUGAGACAACUUCAAAAUAGCUGCAAUUAGAUUUCACCAGUAUUAUUGUGGUGGUUAAGAUAUGUUGAUUCUGCAUCCUUCAACACCACAGAUGGAGAGCUAAUGCAAGAUACACUGUUCCUUGUGAUAGCAGUGGCUUCAAAGAUUUGACGUGCGCAGGCAUCAUUGUAGCGCUUGCGCACUGUGUUCCUAAUGUCCUGCAUGCAGGACAUUAACAACUUUCAGCCUUGAGAAAGUACUAGUACCCUCUGGUGCGUUACAUCCAUAAUUUCUUUUGCUCACACUAAAGUAAGCUUGAAUUGUUUUUGUGUAACCAUUGUGAAUUUUGGUUGUUGUUCUCAGUGAUAUAGUACCACAUAAGUAAAAGCACUGUUUAUACUCUAUAGCCACAUUCGUAUAAGUUCUUUGAUUGUUAUUACAGUUGAAGAGAUGAAGUGCAAUGGGGUUGCUUGUGGAUUUUUAUGCUUUGUUAAUUUAACCUGGUGCAGCUUCACUAUUGCUCAAAGCAAGUCUUCUUGCUGUACUUUUAAUUUUUAGUAAUUUGAUCAGUAGUAAUAUAGUUUUUCACUUAAAUAUACUUGCUUUGUUAUGGUCAUUCCGUGAGGCAUCUUCGUCUUCUCCUAUGAUGUUUUUGUGCUUUCAUGAAGUGCUGCUAUUGCUCAUAAUAAGCCAUUGUGUGCUAUGUACAACAGACUAUAGUGCAGCACUCCACAAGCUGGGUGGAAUGGUUUAUGGUCGGCACUGGUGGUCAUCCCUAAGUUGUGUUGACAGCUGUGCUGUUUUUCAACUGCAUUUCUUACUGGUGCUACUGUUAGUUAGUAAACAACACUUUGUUAUUCAUGCUGUGCAUGAAAGAUGCCUUAAAUUUGUGAUGUGCAGUCUACUUACAAUGAGGAUGGGAACACAAGAAAGAACAGCGUAACAAUGACUGGGAUCAUGAGUUGAUGCAUUUUUCUACAGCCAGGGUUUCUUGUGGCUUGUAUGAGGGUGUUUGUAAUGCAUGACUGUUGCACAUGCGCUCAGUCUGUGUGUGAAGAUUGUGUAAGUGUAGUUUUGAUGAGCUGCAGAUUUAGCGCAGCUGUGAUCGAUGUGGGAGGAGACUGACCUGAAUUAUUUCAAUCGGAUCUCGCCCUUUUCGCAGGCUUUUCAUUGGCAACGUUAACGGUGACCCUUUCUUCCAAGAAAACCACGUAACUGUCAUUCUUGCCGGCUCUCAUCUUGAAAUGCCUACUGCACAGACGUUUGUGCAGAAUUUUUUGAACAGUGGUAAUGCUUAUGACAAUCAGUGUUGUGUGCUCUAUGAGUGCACCUGCUAGUCUGUUGUUGUUAUUUUUGAAGCAAUAAAACCUAUAUUUAUGCACAA